Molecule: messenger RNA, 576 nt
Organism: Cooperia oncophora
Lineage: Eukaryota; Metazoa; Nematoda; Chromadorea; Rhabditida; Trichostrongylidae
Source: the annotation of a GenBank genome assembly
AUGUGCUAUAGCAGGGACUUCAUUGCACAGAAGUUCAUCCUUCCCCAAGGAGAUUACCUCCUGUUAUGCGGUUAUAGAAGCUCUCAGGAAGGGAUGGUGUGCCGCCUUGUUCCUUACUAUCUUUAUGACCAGGCAGCUGAACCUCUGAAAGAAUUUUUCAUUGAUACACAUCGAAUAAUUCUUUGUCUUACGGGAGAUGUACGGCUUUAUACCGGCGGUCAUCCGUUUGUCUUCGGCUCCACUAUGACAUUCCUUCUCUAUAGAGACAAUCCGUUGUCUAUGGUCCACUAUAUCAAUUAUACACUACAAAUUGACAUAGGCAGUGCAUUGCAGGACAACGAGCGGUACAUCACUCCAAAGUAUGCCCGCAUGAGAACAUUUACGUUGCCACAACAUCCCGAGUGGAUUCCAUGGUUCAGCUCUAUUCCCAAUCUCUUCAACACAGGACGGUUUGUUCUACUCUGGGAAGAGCCGAAACGGAACUAUUCACGAAGGCGUAAAGGAAGAACCACUGUAUUUUUACUCGAUCUACGAACUACAAAUAUGCACGUGAUUCACACAUCUUUACUCAAGUAG